AUGAUUUGGAACAACACCACUAUGGACGGGGAAGGGUUGCUUGUGAAAAGAGAUUCCUGCUUCCGAAUCCUCACCGGCUGCUUCCUCUCCUUGCUGAUCCUUUCCACACUCCUAGGCAACACCUUGGUCUGCGCAGCUGUCAUUAGGUUUCGCCACCUGAGGUCCAAGGUGACCAACUUCUUUGUGAUCUCUUUGGCAGUCUCAGACCUUUUAGUUGCCGUGUUGGUCAUGCCCUGGAAAGCUGUGGCUGAGAUAGCUGGAUUUUGGCCUUUUGGAUCAUUCUGUAACAUCUGGGUGGCAUUUGACAUCAUGUGUUCCACAGCUUCCAUCUUAAAUUUGUGUGUGAUUAGCGUGGACAGAUACUGGGCCAUCUCCAGCCCAUUUAGGUAUGAGAGGAAAAUGACCCCCAGGGCAGCCUUUGUCAUGAUCAGUGUGGCAUGGACCUUGUCUGUGUUGAUUUCCUUCAUCCCCGUACAACUGAACUGGCACAAAGCUAAAACCACAAGUUUUUUAGACUUAAAUGCCAGUUUCCAAGGUGUGGCUAUGGACAACUGUGAUUCCAGUUUAAACAGGAUGUAUGCCAUCUCUUCCUCUCUUAUUAGUUUUUACAUCCCAGUGGCCAUCAUGAUAGUCACCUAUACAAGGAUAUAUAGGAUUGCUCAAAAGCAAAUACGGCGUAUCUCAGCCUUGGAACGAGCAGCUGUGCAUGCUAAGAACUGUCAAACCCCUGCUGGCAACAGGAACAGUAUGGAUGGCCAGCAGCCAGAAAGCUCCUUCAAAAUGUCCUUCAAGAGAGAGACUAAAGUUUUAAAGACUUUGUCAGUGAUCAUGGGAGUGUUUGUAUGUUGUUGGCUACCCUUCUUCAUCCUGAACUGCAUGGUGCCCUUUUGUGAGCCCAGUACCUCAUCCCAGGGAGCAGAGCCAUUUUGUAUAAGUUCUGCCACUUUUGAUGUUUUCGUCUGGUUCGGAUGGGCCAAUUCUUCCUUGAACCCGAUCAUUUAUGCCUUCAAUGCAGAUUUCCGCAAGGCGUUUUCCACUCUUCUCGGCUGCUAUAGACUCUGUCCUUUCUCCAUUAAUGCGAUAGAGACAGUUAGUAUCAACCACAACGGGGGCAUGGGUUUUUCGAGUCAGCUUGAGCCGAGAGGGUCCAGCCCCAAAGAGUGCAAUUUUGUCUAUUUGAUCCCCCAUUCGGUUCUCUGCCCAGAAGAAGAAGACAUGAUGAAAAAAGAAGAGGAGGGGAUAUUCACCAAAACCUUGGAAAAAAUUUCUCCAACCCUAUCAGGUAUUUUGGAUUUUGAGGCUGAUGUGUCUUUGGAAAAGAUCAAUCCAGUCACGCAAAAUGGCCAGCAUAAAACCUGA
Messenger RNA from Protobothrops mucrosquamatus (brown spotted pit viper), 1359 nucleotides. It is a transcript of the gene DRD1, whose product is annotated as dopamine receptor D1. The record is from RefSeq and is a predicted model, not a curated record. Gene Ontology annotation, biological process: vasodilation; adenylate cyclase-activating adrenergic receptor signaling pathway; G protein-coupled dopamine receptor signaling pathway. Gene Ontology annotation, molecular function: G protein-coupled receptor activity; dopamine neurotransmitter receptor activity, coupled via Gs. Gene Ontology annotation, cellular component: plasma membrane. The coding region runs from base 1 to 1359 and encodes 452 amino acids. The transcript has a single exon. NCBI's taxonomy places the organism in Eukaryota, Metazoa, Chordata, Lepidosauria, Squamata, Viperidae.